GCGGUUCUUCGCCGUCUCCGCUGCUUCCAUUCCGGUCAUGUUUGAAUUUGACUAGUUAUUAUCCAGCGUUUUCACUGAGGCUUGUCCGUACCAUCCGCAAAAGCAAAAGCCUUGAUCUGAUUUUCAACCUCUAUUUUCUGCGGUGACGUUGAAGUAAAUUUUUUCUCGUUUUGAUCCCUGAAACUAAUUUAUCUUUUCGCUUUUCAUUCAAAAGUAGAAGAAAUUGUUGAUUUUUACGGCUAUGAUGACGGAAAUUAUACCAUCAAACUAUGAGAGUUCUACGCAAGCUCGUUGAUGUAAUCUCGAAUCAUUAAACUCUGAGCCUAUUUCUUCUUAGAUCUUCAAAAAGCAUUUUAUUUACAAUUUACCUGUAGGAAAAGGCAAUAAAUUAGAGUCUCUGAUGCGCUUAAUUUCCGUAGCGUUUUCAGCGCUGUACGUUGCCGAUACGGAUCUUUCGGGGGCUGAGAUUCUGGCACUCGGUUUUUAGCUGUUCUGCAUUCAGAUGUCCCUACAGUUUUUAUGUUUUUGAAAUUUUGUUGGAGAUCCAAGCCAGAUUACUGAUCCAUCUUCAUCUAGAUCCCUAAAUCCCUUCAAAAUCGGUGUAAUUUAGUUUGAUUUUGCUCUAAUUAUUGAUUUUUUUCCAUGAAAACGCUUCACUAUCUGGUCAGUGUGGAUUUGUUUGGUUCCCAUAUGACUCGUUCCCUUGAAGCAAAAUUCAUUGUGUUGCUCUUUUAUUAUCUCUCCCCAAACUCUUUUCCCUUGUUUCUUGGGAGAACACUGGAGCAACUAUAUUUGAAAUCAGUACUCCAAAUCAUUAACUCUAGGUAAUGAAAUCUAGGUUUGUGUUGGUUUUGAUAAAUUUGUUUUUUGAUGGGAGUGAUUUUGAGAACGGUGAUGAGUCAAACAGACCUGUAAUGAUUUGCGGUGAUGAUCGCAAACCUAAUGAACAUCUAAGGGACUGAGUUCUGUAAGACACUCCCAUUCCCUUUUGUUUUCAUUGUUUUGACAAGUGAUUCAGGUUUUAUGGCUUCAUCUUUAAGCUUGAACUGAUUCUAUCAUAUGGGUUUGAGUAAUGCUGAAGCCUAAAUCCAAUGUUCCCCUCGCUAUCCAUUGCUGCAAUGAUGUGGUAUUUGGACGUCGGGGAAAUACAUCAUCUUGUGCACUCCUAAACGUGUUUGCACUUCCGAGAUCAUAUCAGUAUUACGGAACUGUGGUUUUGUAUUCAUUACCUUUUAAAUCAAUGGGAGGCAAAUUACUCACCAUGUUCAGAAAGUUGAGUUCUUUGGCUCUCCUUGAUUCAAAAAUGUGAUGGAUUGAACUAUACUGGCGUAACAGAAGUUUUGACACCUUUCAAAUGUCUGUCUGCCUCAUCUCUUUGAAGAUCUCAAAACUAACCUGCACUAAUGGUGUAUGUAGCCGGGAGCUUUUCAAGAACUGAAGGCUGAAUUCUGCAAUGAGUUGUGUAUAUUACACAUUGAAGUUUGAUUUCCUUUCUCUGCGGUCUCAUGGUUGAGCUUUGCAGAUUGUGUAUUGUUUAUUAAUUCAAGUAAGAAUUUCAGUUUCCUGGCAUCUGUUAAAUCUUUGGCUCAUGGUUAUAUAUGUAUAAGAAGCUGUUAUUUUCAACUGUGGAGGAUCAUGACAUAUUCUCCAUUUAUGUAACAUUUUCAACUAAUUCAUAAAUUCUAAGGGAUAGG
Rubroshorea leprosula is the source of this 1694-nucleotide messenger RNA. The record is from the annotation of a GenBank genome assembly. Lineage: Eukaryota; Viridiplantae; Streptophyta; Magnoliopsida; Malvales; Dipterocarpaceae.